CCCGGUGCCGGGGUAACGGCGCUCCCCCGGGCGGGGACGUCCGACAUGGCGGUGGCGCAGCCCCGCCCCGCCGCGCUGGGCGGGAAACCCGGCCGAGCGGCUGAGGGCAGCGCCAUGGAGGCGGUGGACAGCGAGGAGCGGCUCCUGCUCACCCAGUCUUGAUGGUUUACGCAAGAGCGGGUGUAUCGGUCUGCAGAGAACUGACCUGUCGCUGCCCUGGGUCCUUUCAGAGGCUGAAGGCUGCGGUUCACUACACGGUUGGCUGCCUGUGCCAGGAUGUUGCAGAAGACAAAGACAUGCAGUUCAGCAAACAAGCCAUUGCAGCUAUUUCAGAGAUCACCUUCAGGCAGUGUGAUAACUUUGCCAAAGACCUUGAAAUGUUUGCGAGGCACGCAAAACGAAGCACAGUCAAUACAGAAGAUGUGAAGCUUUUGGCUAGAAGGAGCAAUUCUUUGCUAAAGUAUAUCACCCAGAAGAGUGAAGAGCUCGCAUCAAAUAACAUGGAGCAAAAGGAAAAGAAGAAAAAGAAGUCUGGUGCAGCUAAGGGAGCAAGAACUGGGGAACAUCCAGAAGCAGCUGUGACUGAAAGUGAAGAUUCCAACAUGGCAUGAUUUACCUUUCAAGUAACGUCUCUGGUCAUUUUCUCUUAUUAUCCUAAAGGAACCCCAGUUAGCCUAUUAGAGAUUCCUCUUGCAGGUUAGCAACAAUUAGUUGGAUUUUUUUUGUUCCAAAAAUGAAAGGUCUGUUAGAAUUCAGUAAAGCUUACAGCCAAAAUGCCUUAAUUGCUCACAAAAAGGUAUCUUACUGUUAUUAAAAAGAAGAUCCUUUAAAUAAAGCGUUUAAAGCAGAACACUCUCACUGGCCAUAAUACCUCAGUAUGCAAUUCCCUCCAUGCUGCUACUUAGUUUCUCCAGUAAUUGUUUGUCUUCCUCCUUGCUUCCAUUUUUGAUAUUUUUGCUUAGGUAUUUUGAGUAUUUUAGUUUUGUUGUAAUAGCCAUAUCUCUCGCUUGUUGUCUUGACAAUUAAAACUUGUUUUGUGUCACUUUUCA
This is a messenger RNA of Grus americana (Whooping crane), 1049 nucleotides long. It is a transcript of the gene CENPS, whose product is annotated as centromere protein S. The coding region runs from base 162 to 611 and encodes 149 amino acids. Gene Ontology annotation, molecular function: chromatin binding; protein heterodimerization activity. Lineage: Eukaryota; Metazoa; Chordata; Aves; Gruiformes; Gruidae. Gene Ontology annotation, biological process: resolution of meiotic recombination intermediates; replication fork processing. The record is from RefSeq and is a predicted model, not a curated record. The transcript is spliced from 5 exons. Gene Ontology annotation, cellular component: FANCM-MHF complex; Fanconi anaemia nuclear complex.